GAUACUUCUCCUUGUCCAAGUCGACUCGGUGAAGGGAGCAUUAUUCUAGGAUAUGGUCAUUUCAACGAUACUUCUCCUUGUCCAAGUCGACUCGGUGAAGGGAGCAUUAUUCUAGGAUAUCGUCAUUUCAACGAUACUUCUCCUUGUCCAAGUCGACUCGGUGAAGGGAGCAUUAUUCUAGGAUAUCGUCAUUUCAACGAUACUUCUCCUUGUCCAAGUCGACUUGGCUAAGCGACUUGGUCAGGGAGAAAUAUUUUCUAGUCAUUCGGUCGCGCUCAGAUAGGUCGAAAUUAUUUUGAUCCGUUGCGGUCUCUGAUGCGCAGCUUUAAAUACCAGCGUAAGCAUGCUGAUGCGCCGCUGUCCUAUUAUAUUAUAAUAUUAGCUCAUACUUACCGUAUUGCAUUUUGAGUUUCGCGUUUUAUUCUCUUUAACUCUUGUCGUACGAAGCAACAAUCUUAAACGGCGAUUAUCGUAUGCUAAACUGUGAACAGAUCGUCAGAAAUGCAUACUCAGAGAAAUUAUGUGCUUUUGGUCUGUACUCAUUGUUUAUUUUCCUAAAAUGCUAUCUGUACAGCAUUAAGUUGUCGUUUUUUUGUCUUGAGAUUACUAGAACUUUGGACGAGAUUUAGCCGAAGUAUUCAUUUUAUUUAUUAAACUGAUGUGAUCCACUGAUUCUUCUUAAUACAAUAUUUGUAGACUGAUAUCUUUUUGAUUAUUUUCAGAUUUUCUUUUUCGAAACGGUUAUAUCUGUUUUUUACUUAUUCGUGACGCCUCAGUGUAACUGUGUAUAAAUGUUAUGGGUAUGCAUAAAAAAAUUUAUGCUUCCAAUUUGUUCGCUAUCAUCAUUCUGUGUUAUAGCUCUUAACAUCAAAAAUCUCAAAAGUAUAUCAGUUGAGGAGCUGAAUCAAAUACUUAAUGAGUCACCAAAAUUAGAUGAACUACCUGAAUAUAUUGAAUCAGAUACAGUAUAUCGUUUGUAUUUAAACGAGGAAACUAAGGGCGAUUAUAUAGUUGAUGCUUAUACUUGGAAAAAUCGUGGUACAGUUUCGUGGCCAAAACAUGAAAAUAAAUUUAAAAAAACAUGGUUUACUUGUUUUAAUCAUGAUGGAGUGGUCGACAAAAGAUUUGUUAAACACAUAUAUGUUUCAAAUUCAAAUAAAUAUGAUGUAAUUGUUGUGUAUAUUGGAAAUAAAACCAUUGCGAAAACUGGUCCUCAUGGUAAUGCCAAAUCAGCUGUAGCACAUGGUUAUCGACGAACAAAACCGUCAAUAGUGACUCAGAUAAAAAAUUCGGUGAAAUCAUCGACUGAAGCCAAUGCUUAUAAAACACUGGUUGGAACGGCGGUCACAGAUCCACCACGCGAUGUGGCACAAGUUCGAUAUUAUCGACAGAAAUUUCUGCAAGAUCAACGUGUGACAUACGAUGAAAUGUUGAAUUUAAUGAUAUUGUCAAAUGAACUGAAAAAUUAUAUUCGUGUAUUAAAUUUUAAGCCACAAUUGAUCGUGGUUUUUGAGCACAUUGAAGCAGAAAAGUUAUUUGCACAAUUAUUAACAUUAACAAAUGAACUGAUACCGCUGUAUUAUGAUACAACUUUUGAAAUUGGGGAUUACUAUGUUUCAAUAUUAACUUAUUCGCAUCGUCUGUUUGUAGAACAACCAAUUAUACCAUUAUGUAUAUUAAUCCAUGAUACGAAAGAACAAACUGCUCAUGAUGAAUUAGCUAAGAUAUUGAAAAAGCAUAAAUCAAUUGAACAGAAAUGCUUAUUAAUAACUGAUGGAGAAUUUGCGCUGCAAAAUGCUUUCACCGACAUAUUCCCGUCGUUAAAAUUAUUGAGAUGCCAUAACCAUUUCAAUAACAACAUCAAAGAAUGGUUACGUGAUCAUUUUAAUGUACUUCACCGUGGAGUUGUCAAUCAAUCAAAGUCACAAACAACAACAACAACAAAUGUGGGUCUAACGGCAAUGUCACCAUUGUCACCAAUAACAGCAACAACAUCAUCUACCAUGUCACCCAACGAAUCACAAAACAAUUUCUACAAAACAUAUAAAACAGAAUUCAUUAGACAACAUCUCGACGACGUGUAUAAUUUAUUACGAUGUGGAUCAAAAGCGGAAUUUCUAGACCAAUACAGAGAAAAGAAGCAACAAUGGACACCAAAAUUCGUCACCUACUUUGAAACAUAUCAUCUUCCACAUAUCGAUCAUUUCGGUGAGUUUGUCCUAUCAAGAGUUUCGAAACAUCCGAAGCCCAUCUGGCGUUGGCUUGGACUAACCAAUUUCUUCUCUGCUGAACGGAUCGACAUGUCUUGUCACACUUACAAAAGAUAAUUUGCUGAUCAAAUAUGAUCUGUUGACCAAAUCGUUUAGCCAGGUCGACUUGGACAAGGAGAAGUGUCGU
Didymodactylos carnosus is the source of this 2397-nucleotide messenger RNA. Lineage: Eukaryota; Metazoa; Rotifera; Eurotatoria; Philodinida; Philodinidae. The record is from the annotation of a GenBank genome assembly.